GACGCACGUGUUACUCAGCGAAAAGAGUACCUGGGUACCUGCCCCAAAGCUGGAAUAAUUUUUACUCGGGGACGAAACAAUCGGACCUCAUCUCUCAUCGUUGCCGAACGCCGCCCUCUUCACUUCUCGAUCCCCCCGUACGACGUAACCGAGCACGAUACCCAUUUCCCAAACAGCUCCUACGAGGCCUUGUAUCGGCAAUUAUAACCAAUAAAUAAGCGCCACCGACAAUCGAGAACCAGCCUGCCGCCCGCGACCGCGACCGACAGGCAGAGAGAUCCCGCCUCUCCCCCACCACACCACCUCCGUAAUUCCAGAGCUGCAGCCCGACCUGCGGCGGCCACGAGAUGGAUCACACCCGAGACCCCUGCCCGUGGGUCAUCCUCAAUGACUUCGGCGGCGCAUUUGCCAUGGGCGCUAUCGGCGGGACUAUAUGGCACGGCAUCAAGGGGUUCCGGAACAGUCCGCUGGGCGAGAGGAGGAUAGGCGCCAUCACAGCCAUCAAGGCGCGCGCGCCCGUGCUCGGCGGAAACUUCGGUGUGUGGGGUGGCCUUUUCUCGACGUUCGACUGCGCCGUCAAGGGCGUGCGGCGGAAGGAGGACCCGUACAACGCCAUCAUCGCCGGCUUCUUCACCGGCGGCGCGCUCGCCAUCCGCGGCGGCUACAAGGCCGCGCGGAACGGCGCCAUCGGCUGCGCCGUCCUGAUAGCCGUCAUCGAGGGCGUCGGCAUAGGCUUCCAGCGCAUGCUCGCCAGCUCGACGAAGCUCGAGGUACCGCAACCGCCGCCGGCUCCCGAGAAAGCGUUCGCAUAAGUCCUCCGGCAAACCGAGAACAAACGCACAUCCACUCUACUCAUCCCCGGUCUAUCGUUUUGACCGGCUUCUUGUACUUUCGAUAACGGGUCUCACGACGGUAUUCUCAUCCUCGUGCGUAUAGUGCAGAGGUUGUAUGUAAAAUAGACGGAUCUUGCCAUUAUUAGGACGGGUUACCAUGACCAAACCCCGCUGCGUUAGGCCACGAGCGCAUCCCGAAACAAAUACACAAUUCACAGCAUCAUGUUGAC
Messenger RNA from Durotheca rogersii, 1063 nucleotides. Its product is annotated as mitochondrial inner membrane translocase subunit. NCBI's taxonomy places the organism in Eukaryota, Fungi, Ascomycota, Sordariomycetes, Xylariales, Xylariaceae. The coding region runs from base 348 to 812 and encodes 154 amino acids. The record is from RefSeq and is a predicted model, not a curated record. Gene Ontology annotation, cellular component: mitochondrial inner membrane; TIM23 mitochondrial import inner membrane translocase complex. Gene Ontology annotation, molecular function: transmembrane protein transporter activity. Gene Ontology annotation, biological process: protein import into mitochondrial matrix. The transcript is spliced from 4 exons.